AAUUAUGAAGUUUCACGUUGCAAAGAGGAAGUUUAAGGAAACAUUACGUCCAUAUGAUGUAAAAGAUGUCAUUGAACAAUAUUCUGCUGGUCAUCUGGACAUGUUGUGUAGAAUUAAAAGCCUUCAAACACGCGUUGAUCAAAUUCUUGGAAAAGGGCAGAUCACAGCAGAUAAAAAGAGCCGAGAGAAAAUACCAGUGGAGCACGAGCCGACGGAUGACCUCAGCAUGCUUGGUCGGGUUGUGAAGGUUGAAAAGCAGGUCCAGUCUAUCGAAUCUAAGCUGGACUGCCUGCUGGACAUCUACCAUCAGGUCCUCCGGAAAGGCUCUGCCUCAGCCCUCACUUUGGCAUCAUUCCAGAUCCCGCCUUUUGAAUGUGAACAGACGUCUGACUAUCAAAGUCCCGUGGACAGCAAAGACCUGUCCAGCUCCGCACAGAACAGCGGCUGCCUAACAAGGUCAGCCAGUGCCAACAUCUCAAGAGGCCUGCAGUUCAUUUUAACGCCAAAUGAGUUCAGUGCUCAGACUUUCUACGCGCUUAGCCCUACUAUGCACAGCCAAGCAACACAGGUGCCAAUGAGUCAAAAUGACGGCUCCUCCUUGGUGGCUACCAAUAACAUUGCAAACCAAAUAAGCGCUGCGCCCAAGCCUGCGGCCCCAACAACUUUACAGAUCCCACCUCCUCUCCCAGCCAUCAAGCACCUGUCCAGGCCAGACACUCUGCACCCCAACCCCACUGGCUUACAAGAGAGUAUUUCUGACGUCACCACCUGCCUUGUUGCCUCCAAGGAAAAUGUUCCAUUUGCACAGUCAAAUCUCACCAAGGACCGUUCCCUGAGGAAAAGUUUUGACAUGGGAGGAGAAACCCUGUUGUCUGUUCGCCCCAUGGUGCCCAAGGACUUGGGCAAAUCUUUGUCUGUACAAAACCUGAUCAGAUCAACAGAGGAACUGAACCUACAGUUCUCGGGCAGUGAGUCCAGCGGCUCCAGAGGGAGCCAAGAUUUUUAUCCCAAGUGGAGAGAAUCCAAAUUGUUUAUAACUGAUGAAGAAGUGGGUGCCGAGGAGACAGAGACGGAUACUUUUGAUGGGGUCCCACAGCCUGCGCCUGCGGGGGAAGCUGCUUUUACAUCAGACUCUCUAAGGACUGGAAGGUCACGGUCAUCUCAGAACAUUUGUAAGACAGGAGACAGUACGGAUGCCCUCAGUUUGCCUCACGUCAAACUGAACUAAGCUCUUUGUUUUCUUUCUAGGCAUAGCUGUUCUUUUAGCCAUACAUAUCACUGCAUGAACUGUUCUGAAAGCCCUUCUUAAAAAAAAAAAAAAAAAAAAGUCGAAGUCGCAAGAAGCAGGAAGAACAUGAAAGGCCACUUAUAAGCCCGUUAUCUUUUAAUUGCAUGAAAAUGCAUGUUUAGGGAUGGCAGAAAUUCCAAGGUACAUCGACAUUAACCCAUGCAUUUAACAAAGUACCUUGAGUCUAAAAUCCCAAGCAAACAGUCGCUGCUGAUGCUAAUGGGGCGUGUGAAGACGUCGGGAUUAGUUCAGUUGCAAGAGUUGACACUGUAUUUUGAAAUUGUGAGAGUAAACACCUUCAAAUUUCAGGCAUUUCUGCUUUAUGACUAGGUACAAAAUACAUUUUUCAAAACUAGGCCAUAAUAUAUGUUUAGACACCCGUGGCUAUCAACAGCUGCUAACAACACAAGUAAAGCAGAAUUUGGAAUACAGCAGAAAUGGCUGCUUAUUUCAAGAUUUGCCAACCCAUUCCUCCUCAGUCUUUUUAUUAACGUAUGUCAGUCUGUGUGCUUUUGGUGACUUAGCGCAGUGGCGAGCAAUUUUGCACAUUGUUUUCAUGUUGUCCUUUAUGCUGAGAAUGUUUUCCAAUUAGAAAACUGGCAGAUAAUGUUAUUCAGGGCCAGUGUGGCAGGAGACUCACUCUUCCUUUGACAUCUUCAACUUCAUGAAAAACACAAGUGUCUAACAAAGGAGUCAACUCUAUAAAUGGUCAACCUUUUUACAAGCAUAGGAAAUACUGACAGACUUAACAGCCUGUGAAACUGGGUGUGUCUCUUGGUGAAAAUGCAACCACAGGUCUGCCCAUCCUGUCCACCCAAAUGGCCGGUGUGACCAGUUAUUCCCAUCUAGCAGACAUACAGGUAGGGGAAGGGGCUAUUGACUUGAGCCUGCAGGAAGAAGACUUGGAAAGACUACACAUUUACAACAGUGGGUGACAUUAAAGGAAAUGACUCCUCACCCCCGAUGCGCAAUAGGAAAGAAGCCUAAAUAAAAUAACUAGAUUUUUUUUUUUUUUAGAAAAUAAAUAUUGCUAGGAUAUUCAACUACCUAAACACCCCUUAUUCUUAUAUAACAGAGAAAUUUGCAAGCUAUUUAUUUUUAAUAUGCCCUGAAUGUCUUUUGCUAUUAUGUAGUACAUUUUGCAUAUGAAAGGCUAGAACUAAACUUCCUUUACUUUUCUACUAUAGUGACAAUUUUUCUAUUCUUCCCAACAAUAUUAUCUCAAAUGUGAAGUUAUUGGCUCAGCUUCCAGGUGAUGAACCUUUAUAAUUAAAAAACAGAUACCACUGGAUGUGUUUGUAGAUCAAAACUCCUUAGUAAUAUAUGAUGAUGGGAAAGAAACAAAUAAAAAUAUUUAUUAAAAAUGUAUUUCUCAAAAGGCAAGCAAUACUGGCCACUUGUUAGAAUUCAGCCCCACACCUGUAAUCACAGAGCUGGGGAGACUGAAAUGGGGGAUCAUGAGUUCACUGAUCAUGAUCCUGAAUUAUACAGCAAGAUUGUGUCUCAAAAGAGAGAGAGAACUAAGUAUCUUAAACCAUCAGAAUAUUGAAAAAAGUAAUAACAUUCAAAGAGGCUUGGAGAGCCUAGCUUGUGUGCACACCUGUAACCCACUGUUUGGGAGGUGAAGACAGGAGGUUCAGGAGUCCAAAGCCAACCCUGGCCAUGUGAAACCCAGUAUCAAAUAUUUUUUUCGAAAGAAAGAAAGAAAGAAAGAAGGAAAGAAAGAAAGAAAGAAAGAAAGAAAGAAAGAAAGAAAGAAAGAAAGAAAGAAAGAA
Molecule: messenger RNA, 3063 nt
Organism: Psammomys obesus (fat sand rat)
Lineage: Eukaryota; Metazoa; Chordata; Mammalia; Rodentia; Muridae
Product: potassium voltage-gated channel subfamily KQT member 5-like
Biological process (GO): potassium ion transport
Cellular component (GO): membrane
Molecular function (GO): voltage-gated potassium channel activity
Source: RefSeq, a predicted model, not a curated record